Leptidea sinapis is the source of this 1118-nucleotide messenger RNA. RefSeq names its product elongation of very long chain fatty acids protein 4-like. The coding region runs from base 127 to 1023 and encodes 298 amino acids. Gene Ontology annotation, cellular component: endoplasmic reticulum membrane. The transcript is spliced from 7 exons. The record is from RefSeq and is a predicted model, not a curated record. Gene Ontology annotation, biological process: fatty acid elongation, saturated fatty acid; fatty acid elongation, monounsaturated fatty acid; fatty acid elongation, polyunsaturated fatty acid. Gene Ontology annotation, molecular function: fatty acid elongase activity. NCBI's taxonomy places the organism in Eukaryota, Metazoa, Arthropoda, Insecta, Lepidoptera, Pieridae.
CACUCUCGCACAGCCUUCACAGUGGUCCGUGCCGCUCAGUUUACCUGUGAAGAAGGCUACGCCCGCGCGCCUGCGCACAAUAGCGUAUGUAUUACUGUGAAUGUAGUGCGUGUAUUUUAAUUGUUUAUGAUAAUAAAAAUAAUGGCUACUAUAGUGAAUUCAACGCAAAGUGUCUUAAAAGAUACCUACGAUUAUUAUUUAUGGACGCUUUCAUUGUCUGAUAAAAGAACAGAAGGGUGGCCGCUAGUCGAUUCUCCAGCUCCAACCUUUAUAUAUACCCUUCUCUAUCUUUUUAUUGUUUGGAUCGGUCCCAAACUUAUGAAAAACAGACAACCAUUCAAAUUGAUAUGGCUACUGGUACCCUACAACCUGGCAAUGGCUGCCUUGAAUGCCUACAUUGCGGUACGACUACUAACAGCCUCGUUCAGAUUGAGAUACAGCUAUAUAUGUGAGCCUUGUCGACAGAAAUACGACCCUGAUGAACUACAAAUUGCCGAUGCAGUGUGGUGGUACUACUUCUCGAAACUACUCGAAUUCUGUGACACUUUCUUCUUUAUAUUGAGGAAGAAGGACGAACAGCUAACGUUUCUGCACGUGUACCAUCAUUCGACAAUGUUUUCGUUUUGGUGGAUCGGCAUCAAAUGGGUACCGAGUGGAUCCACAUUUCUCCCAGCGAUGGUGAACAGCGGUAUUCACGUGUUGAUGUACACAUACUACGGACUGUCGGUGUUUGGUCCAAAUGUCAGCCAGUAUUUAUGGUGGAAGAAGUAUCUCACCAUUUUGCAACUCAUCCAGUUCACCUGCGCACUAGUCCUCGGCGUCAACGGCAUCAGAACCGGUUGCGAAUUUCCACUCUGGAUGCAUUACGUACUCAUCAUCUACAUGAUCUCUUUCAUCGUUCUCUUUGGGAAUUUCUAUAUGAAGGCAUACAUUGCAAAGGGUUCAAAAUGCAUGGAAGUCCGGUAUGGGCAGUGUUUGGACGAUGAAGAAACGAUCGAGAAAAGAAAGUUAAAGGAUAAUUGAAACGCCAAUAGUUAAUUUAAGUAAUUUAUUUUUAAUAAAUAGCCUAGUUUAAUAAGCUCUCUGUACAAGCAUCUAAAAAUAAAUGUUGAAUUUAA